Messenger RNA from Dracunculus medinensis (Guinea worm), 915 nucleotides. NCBI's taxonomy places the organism in Eukaryota, Metazoa, Nematoda, Chromadorea, Rhabditida, Dracunculidae. The record is from the annotation of a GenBank genome assembly.
AUGUCAGGAGAAACUAUGAAAGUUCGUCAUAGGGUUUCAAAUGAAAUAUUUUUGAUGAAAAAUGUAGAUAGGGAAUCAUAUUGGGCAGAGGCAUUUUUAUGCGAACUUGAACAUCUACAAUUACUUAAAAAUCAUUCGAAUAUUAUUCGUUUAAUAGAAGCAUUUAACUUUGGAAGAUUAUCAUAUAUGGUUGUUGAACAUUUUCCGUCAAAUUUAUGGGAAUUUAUACUUAAAAAUGAAAUCCCGAAAUCUUACGUUCAAUCGUUUACUUACCAAAUCUGUCGAGGUGUUUCGCAUUGUCAUGAAAAGAGUAUCAUGCUUCGAAAUAUAAUGCCAUCAAAUAUUUUUGUCACGAGCAAUUUAUGGAUUAAAAUAGGCGAUUUAAGCUUGAGCAAAACAGCUAAAAAUUCGCGAGUGUUUUCUUCCAUUAAAGUUGGUGCACUGGAAUAUAGGGCUCCAGAACUUUUAUUUGCCGAAAUAAUCGGAAAGCACUAUUGUAAUUAUACUAUGGCUAUCGAUGUAUGGUCCGUCGGAGUAUCUUUUCUCACUAUAGCUACCAGAAAACUUUCUUUAAGAGGAAGCGAUGCUAAAACGAUGUUUAAUUGUAUAAUCGAAGCUUUGGGAACACCAACAUCUAGGGAAUGGCAAAGUAUGGAUCCAAACUAUACAGAACAUCGCAAAGAAAUAGAAGAAAUUGCACCAGAAAUUCGUCGUUCAGGUCUUUGGAAAGCAUUGUGUUCAUAUUUGGAAUGUGAAGAAAUCUACUUUGCUAAGGAAUUUUUACGAUACAAUCCAAAGCUACGAAUAUCGAUAUUUGCUACAUUAAACCACAAAUAUUUCGAUGAAAAUAAUUUCAAUAAAUUAGCGUUACCAACUGGACAAUGGGAUGGUACUAAAGCGGUAUUUAUUAACUAA